Messenger RNA from Acanthosepion pharaonis, 1776 nucleotides. The record is from the annotation of a GenBank genome assembly. Lineage: Eukaryota; Metazoa; Mollusca; Cephalopoda; Sepiida; Sepiidae.
AUGUGGGCCUUGACUCUUUCUUUUUCACUUAUCAUCCCUUUAUCCUUUAUUUUUCUUUUUCAUUUACAUUUCCAACCCCUUAUCCCAUCUCUCAUAUUUUUCAUUUUUCUUUUCUCUCUCUCUUUCAUUUACUUUUUCAGUUCCUUUUCUCUUCCAUUCUCUUUUUUCUUUCCUUUUUAUCACUCAUUUACUUUCCCUUAUUCCCUAUCUCUUUCUUUUCCUUUUUCUUUUCUAUCUCAUUUAAUUUACCACUCCCUUUCACCUACUCUGUUUCUUUUUUCUUUUCUUUUUCCCAAUCAUUUAUUCUUCAGUUCUUUUCAUCCUCUCUCUCUCUUUCUGUCUCAUUUAUUUUCAGUCCCAUUCACCUUCUACUUUUUUCUUUUGUUUUCUCUCUCUCAUUUAAUUUUUCAGUCUUUACUCUGCUCUCAUUUUUAUUUUUAUUCUUUUCUCUCUCUCUCUUACUUACUUUUUCAGUCCCUUACCCAUCUCACUUUCUUUUUCUUUUUUCUUUUCUUUUUUCCUCUCUUUCUGUCACACUUUUUAUCACACACACACACAUUAUCAUUUUCAGUUAUUAUCCUUCUGUCUCUUUUUAAUGUUGUUCUUCUGUCUUUAACUUUCACUUUUUUACCCCUCUCUUUCUUUUCUUUUCUCUCUUUUUACUUUUUCUGCUCCUUUCACCCUCAUUCUCUCUUUCACGUUCUCUUUGUCUUUUUAUCUCAUUUGGUUAUUUUUUCAAUGACUUUUUCUAUCUCUCUUUUCUUUCCUUCUUUUUUCUUUAUUAAUCAUUUUUGCUUUUAUUCUUUUUCUUUCCUUCUCUUUAUUUUUCUCUUUUCUUUUUCUCUGCUUUUUAUUUCUCUCUUCACUCACAUUAUUUCCAUCAUUUUCUUCUUCUCUAUCUCUCAUUUCCUAUUUCUCGCAUUCCUUUUCUUUUUCCUUUUGUUUCUUUUCUGUUUUCUUUUUCUCAAUCCUUCUCUCAUUUUCCUUUUCUAUUUCUCUCUGCUUUUCAUCCCCAAUCUUCAUUUCUUAUUUCUCUCUCUCUUCUAUAUUUCUUUUCGCUUUCUCUCUCAAUUCUUCUUUUUCUUCCUUUUCUCUCCCUUUUCUCUUUGGUUUUUUUAUGUUUUCAUUUUUCUCUUUUUCGUUUAUCUUAUUUCCCUUAUUUCUCUCUCUUGUUUUCUUCAUUUUUCUUUCAAAUUUUUUUCUCUUCUUUUCUUCUUUUCUUCUCUUUUGCCCUUCACUUUUCUCUCUCUGCCACUCUUUUCUCUUUUGCUCUUCUUCACUUAUUUCUUUUCUCCUCCUCUCUUUUUUCUCUUCACUGUUUCUCUCUUUCUCAUUUUCUUUUUUCCUUUCUGCUUUCAUAUUUUCUUUUUCUUUUUUUUCCUAAACUCUCACUUUCUCUUCUUUUCUUUUUCUUUCUCCUCCUCACUGACUCUUUUGAAGAAAUUUCUCAGACUCUUUCUCUUACUCUCUAAUUUCACUCUCUAUCGUCUCCUUCACUUCUUCCACCACACUCACUCACAUUCUCUCUCUUUCACUAACCUCUCUUUUCCACUUUUUAUUCCAAGCUUAAACUUCCUUUUCACUUCUCUCUCUCUCUCCCAUUCCUUCUGUAUUAGAAGAUUAAUUCUCUCCUCUCUUAAUCAGACAUAUUUCUCUAUAUUUCCACACAUUUCAUUGUUUCUUUCUUGUAAAUUUCUUUUUCUUUGUCUUCUACGAACUGUAUUACCCAUAAAUCCACUGACCCAUAUCAUUGAUGAUGGGGUCUGGAAUUUCUAA